Molecule: messenger RNA, 762 nt
Organism: Monoraphidium neglectum
Lineage: Eukaryota; Viridiplantae; Chlorophyta; Chlorophyceae; Sphaeropleales; Selenastraceae
Exons: 5
Coding region: 1-762 (253 amino acids)
Biological process (GO): endocytosis; endocytic recycling
Cellular component (GO): intracellular membrane-bounded organelle; cytosol
Molecular function (GO): phosphatidylinositol phosphate binding; guanyl-nucleotide exchange factor activity
Source: RefSeq, a predicted model, not a curated record
AUGUGGUUCAAGUUUGCCGUCGUGGCAGUCAAGCUUUCCGGCCCCAAAAAGGCCGCCCACGUCUUUUUGAAGCGCAGCUACAACGGCGGCGCGUUCGAAGUCGGCGACGCCCCGCUGGCGGCGUUCUGCCUGCCGCUCGGCGCGGACUCGCAGACGCCCAAAGACCGGAUGGCGCCGGAGGAGUACACUUUCACACUGACCCAAGGGGACGGCUCCCGGGUGCAGGGCUUCUGCCGACGCUUCCUGCCGCCCGCGCCGCGCAUCGGCAGCCGCCUGCGCUACCCGCAGGCGCUGGAAGUUGUCGAGCAGCUGCUGUGCCAGGGCGAGCUGCUGCUGGACCUGGGGAACGGGCAGCUGCCCGAGGGCUGCCUGGCGGGGGCGUUCCUCGCGUCGCUGGGGGCGCAGCUCUCGGAGCGGCCGCCGCUCGGCAGCGUGAUCAGGGUGGCGCUGCCGCAAGCGGCGGCGCCGCUGUCCGUCAGCCCCCCCAAGCGCACCAGCGCCGGCCCCGGCAGCGCCCCCGCCCCGCCGCUCGAGUUCUCCUCUGAGGCCCUGGAGCUGCAGAUCCCGCCGGACUGCGGCAACGGGCAGUCCAAUGCAGGGGUCAGCCUCGCGCGCCUGCUGUGGCACGUCCCCGUGCCAGCGAUGGUCACACUCGUCGCGUCGCUGCUGAUGGAGCGGCGCGUGGUGCUGGUGGGGCAGAGCCGCGACGUGGUGUCUGCCGCGGUGUGCGCGGCGAACGCGCUGCUGUACCCCUUCAAGUGA